GUAAAAUGAAAAACAAACGAAACAUUUCCCAUGAGUCUCUAGAGAUCCAAUUUCCCCGGCAAAUCUACACGUGCCGCGGUUAAUUCGAAAUCCCGACCACGACAGAGGAGAAAUAUUGACCAUGUCCCAAGAGAAGCCAGACGCUUGCAGCCAGACCCAGUCACAGCCAGACGCUUGCAGCCAGACCCAGUCACAGCCUCCGACCCAGUCCCAGAGUGGUUCCAGCUCCUCCUCUGCUCCAGGCUCUGCCAGCCAGUCAUCCUCUGGGUCUGGCACAGUCAGUUCAGUGGACACCAUCCCCGUUAGGGACCUGGGCUCCAUACCAGAGGAGCAUGAGCCACAGCCCUGGGGCCUCCUGCUGCCUAUGCAGAGAGGCUUCAGAGCCCACAACUGUGUUGAGGACGACACUUGGUUUGGCCGGCACACUAAAUGCAACUAUUCCUUUGAUGUCCCCAUACUGAGGAAAUCGUCCAGAUUUGCUGCAUACAGCAAUAAACAUUUUAGGAUAUUCAGAGAGAAGAACAUUGUCUAUGUCUUUGACAACAGUAACAAUGGCACGUUUGUUGACGGUAAAAUGAUUGGAAAAGGAAAAAUGUUGCCACUAGCGAACAAUGCAGUGUUGUCCCUUGCUGAAGAACGCCACAAAGUGUUUGUGUUCAUUGAUCUCAUGGUGGAUGAGCAGUCCAACCUACCCAAAGAGUUAAACGAGAAAUACAUGAUCACCAAAAAGAUUGGAGUUGGUGUGUGUGGGGAAGUGAAGCUGGCUUUUGAGAGGGCCACUUGCAAAAAGGUGGCCUUGAAGACUAUCAACAAGAAAGAUUUCCCGGCAUCUGUUGGCACUGCCACGCGAAGUGCAGAACGAGAGAUCCAGAUUCUUCAAAAGAUUGACCAUCCUUGUCUGAUCAAAACAAAAGACUUCUUCCAAACAGAUGACUCAUACUACAUUGUUUUAGAGCUCAUGGAGGGUGGAGAACUCUACGACCGGGUCAAAAGCAAGCAACAGAUCAAGGAGCCGAUUGCCAAGCUAUAUUUUUACCAGAUGUUGAAAGCAGUAGAGUACCUUCACAACAAUGGCAUCAUCCACAGAGACCUCAAACCUGAAAAUGUGCUGCUUUCGUCUCACGACGAUGUUUGCAUCAUCAAGAUCACAGACUUUAAUCAGUCCAAGAUACUGGAGGAGUCUGCCCUGAUGAGGACCCUUUGUGGAACACCCACAUACCUGGCACCAGAGGUGUUUACAGACGCAGUCACUGUGGGCUACAGCAGGGCUGUAGACGCCUGGAGUUUAGGGGUCGUCCUGUUUGUGUGUUUGGCAGGCUAUCCCCCAUUCUACCCAAAUGCACAAAUUGGUUUGUCAGUCAGUGAUCAGAUCACCCAGGGAAUAUAUACAUUUAUUCCAUCAAAAUGGGAUGGCAUCUCCGAUGAUGCCAAAGAUGUUGUGAAGAAACUGCUUCGAGUGGACCCCAAUGCCCGCCUCACCAUUGAGGAGGCAUUACAGCAUCCCUGGCUGAUGGAUGAGGCAAUGAAGGAGACCGCUGAAGGCAUCAUGUACCCCAAGGACCCCGGUGAUGCCGAUGCCACAGCAGACCCCGGUGGUGCCGAUGCCACAGCAGACCCCGGUGGUGCCGAUGCCACAGCAGACCCCGGUGGUGCCGAUGCCACAGCAGACUCCGGUGAUGCCGCAGUAGCCUCAACCGGAAAGAGGUCAAGAGAUGAUAAGGAAGAGCAGCAGCCAACAAAGAGGGGAGAACCACCUGCAACUGGACAUUUUAUAAGAUGUACUUUUCUCCUAUAUCAAGAACAAAGAAAGUAUCACCAAGAACAGGUUAGUUGAAAAUUGGCCUGCUAUGCCUUAUAUUAGCUCAUGUGUAAUGUAUGGAAGCAUUCAUAGAUCAGCGCAACAAUGUGGAGCUAUGUCUACUGGAAAUUGCCUCCUGUUUUGUAAAUUGUUUUUGUACAAAAAUGUUAUUUUCCACUGGGUUUUUAUUGUUGUGCAUCCCAUAAUUCUUGAUUUGUAUAUCAUUAAAAAAAUCUUACUUUAUUGAACAUUUUCA
Molecule: messenger RNA, 2054 nt
Organism: Oncorhynchus masou masou (cherry salmon)
Lineage: Eukaryota; Metazoa; Chordata; Actinopteri; Salmoniformes; Salmonidae
Product: serine/threonine-protein kinase Chk2-like
Exons: 16
Coding region: 122-1834 (570 amino acids)
Biological process (GO): mitotic DNA damage checkpoint signaling; protein phosphorylation
Cellular component (GO): cytoplasm; nucleus
Molecular function (GO): protein serine/threonine kinase activity; ATP binding; protein binding
Source: RefSeq, a predicted model, not a curated record